Strongylocentrotus purpuratus (purple sea urchin) is the source of this 750-nucleotide messenger RNA. RefSeq names its product plexin-A1. The record is from RefSeq and is a predicted model, not a curated record. Gene Ontology annotation, biological process: semaphorin-plexin signaling pathway involved in axon guidance; regulation of cell migration; regulation of GTPase activity. Gene Ontology annotation, cellular component: semaphorin receptor complex. Gene Ontology annotation, molecular function: semaphorin receptor activity. The transcript has 7 exons. Bases 1 to 750 code for a protein of 249 amino acids. Lineage: Eukaryota; Metazoa; Echinodermata; Echinoidea; Camarodonta; Strongylocentrotidae.
AUGCCCCGAUGUGGACCUCUUGGACACGAAUCCCUGCAGCAUGUGACCGUGGAGAUGAUUCCUGAAUCACAUCCCUCACAACCAGCUUCGAAUGCUAUCCAUCUGAAGGGUGGUGUAGAAGAGCUAACAAGGAAAAGGGGUAACCUGCCUGAUCAUAUGAAUCAAAUGAAAGCAAACCUCGAUCGGAAUCUAGCGAUCCCCCAUAUGCUAACCAUGAAGGCAUCUAUCAGUCCAUAUGUGGAUGGUAUCUUUGAAGUGAUGUUCAAGAAACCAGCUAAGAUCCCUCUACCUGUCAAGUAUCUCUUUGACACAUUUGAUGCACUGGCUAUAAAGUAUGCAGGUGGAGGAUUGCCCGAGGAUUGUGCGGAUAAAUGGAAGAAAAAUUGCCUGUCUAACUUCUGGAGUUCAGUGCUCACCAACCUACCGUCGAUGUUUGAGAUGCCGAGAUCAGAAACAGCAGAUAGAUGUGUCAUCGCCCUCGCUUGUGCUCUUAAUGACGCAGCAACGACCAAAACCUUGAGACAGGCUGAAUCGGAUCAUCUGCCCUACUACAAUGAACAUCCACUCCAGAGAAAGAUGAUGACUGAUUACUGCACCCAGGUAACAAGUCAACCCAAGGUCCGACCAGGAAAGCUGAACAAGGCCUGCUCCUUUAUCUCUAAGGAGUUCAAAGGUCAAUUCAGUCAUCUUUCGAAUUUGUUGCACCUUUACAAUCUCACCAAGAAUGACAUGGAUGGCCUGGUGGAAUAG